AUGGGCAUGUCUACUGAUAUUGCUCUGGGAGCAUUGCUCACCUCAGUAAUGCUCCUCCAUCUGUUCGUCUCACCAUAUACCAAAGUCGAAGAGUCCUUCAACGUUCAGGCGACUCACGACAUCCUCCGCUACGGCCUGCCCUGGAGCAACACUACACUCAACCACUAUGACCAUGUCGACUUCCCAGGCUCGGUACCAAGGACGUUUGUCGGUGCCUUGCUCCUCUCAGGCUUGACGAUGCCUCUUGGCGCAGCUCGCCUUGUCAUCUCGGACCCCCCGUUCGUGCAACUACUCGUACGAUCCGUGCUGGGUGUGCUCAAUGUCUGGUCGAUAUCGAACAUCCGACUAUCUGUCAAUACAGCCUUUGGUAAAACAGCCGGAGUCUGGUUCAUUCUUCUCACAGCCAGCCAGUUCCAUAUCAUGUACUACGCUUCUCGGACGCUGCCCAAUAUGCUUGCCUUACCUCUGACGAACUUGGCUCUCGGUAAUCUGGUCUUGGUCAAGAGUGUCAAUGCAAAAUCUGCUCGGGGAGCAAAACGAAGACGAUUGGCGCUGUACCUCCUGACGAUUGCUGGCAUUGUCUUUCGGUCCGAGAUCGCCAUAUUACUCGCUGCUGAGACAGCGUGGAUGCUGCUAAGACAACGAGCAAGUCUGAGAAAGGAAGUUAUACCGGCUGGGCUUGCUGGAAUUGCAAUCGGUCUGGCCACUACCGUUAGUGUGGAUACAUUCUUCUGGCGCAAUGAUUACAGCGGCAAUCCUGUCUGGCCCGAAUGGAUUGGCUUCUACUAUAAUACUGUCCUAGGCAAGAGUAGUGAGUGGGGUACCAGUCCUUUCCACUUCUACUUCCUCAACGCUCUGCCGAGACUACUUCUGAAUCCGAUGAGUCUUGUUCUCAUACCAUAUACGCUGUCCUUAAAGGCUGUGCAACAUAUCGGCUUCGAUAUCCUGGCUCCUCAAAUCCUGUUCAUCGCAGCAUAUAGUCUGCUCCCACAUAAGGAGUGGCGCUUCAUCAUCUAUAGUAUACCUGCCUUCACAGUCGUGGCAUCAGCUGGUGCCGGCUGGAUCUGGACGCGAAGAAUGAAGAGCACGCUUUACAGUCUAGUGGCGCUCACACUCGUCGGCUCUACGAUCGCUUCUUUCCUCGCAUCUAUGGGCCUCCUCUAUAUCUCAAGCCUUAACUAUCCAGGUGGACAAGCGUUGGCCAAGCUACACAGCCUCGCGCCCAAAUCUGCCUCGCAAGGACAAAAGGAGGGCGUCAGAGUGUACUUGGGUAAUCUUGCGUUGCAGACUGGCGUAACACGCUUUCAAGAGUUACACCCAGCGUGGUUAUACGACAAGACAGAGUACGAAGAGAGCACUAUGCUUGAUCCGCUGUUCUGGCAGGAGUACGAUUGGGCGGUAGUAGAGCACCCGGAACGCAUCAUCGGGUCAUGGCAGCCUGUCGAUGGUAUCGAAGGCUACGCAGGCCUGGCACUACGAGACGACAGUGGAAGGAUAUGGCCGCACGUGCGGAAGGAGACAAAGCUAUGGAUACUGCGUCGUGAGCUCACGCCAGCUGAACAGAGAUCAGGAGACGUAGUUUGA
Messenger RNA from Recurvomyces mirabilis, 1584 nucleotides. It is a transcript of the gene ECM39, whose product is annotated as alpha-1,6- mannosyltransferase. Bases 1 to 1584 code for a protein of 527 amino acids. Gene Ontology annotation, cellular component: endoplasmic reticulum membrane. The transcript is spliced from 2 exons. NCBI's taxonomy places the organism in Eukaryota, Fungi, Ascomycota, Dothideomycetes, Mycosphaerellales, Teratosphaeriaceae. Gene Ontology annotation, biological process: protein N-linked glycosylation. Gene Ontology annotation, molecular function: alpha-1,6-mannosyltransferase activity. The record is from RefSeq and is a predicted model, not a curated record.